Molecule: messenger RNA, 3666 nt
Organism: Phytomonas sp. Hart1
Lineage: Eukaryota; Euglenozoa; Kinetoplastea; Trypanosomatida; Trypanosomatidae
Source: the annotation of a GenBank genome assembly
AUGAUCGGGACGGUGGACUCCAUCAACUACGACGGGACGCGGGUCCGGGAAGUGGUGCUGCGCUUUCCGGGCCGCACGGCCCGCUCGGGCGGCUCCGCGAUGGCCAUCCAAACGCUGGAGUUGAUCGGCCAGGGCUCUUUCGGGACCGUUUACCGCGCCGCCAGCCCGGACUACCCCUCGCUCGCGCUGAAAAUCUCCACCGGGAGCGCGACGCGGCUUCGGCGCGAGCUCGACGUCCUCGGGCUGGCCUGCACCAAAGGAAAGCUGCACCUCCCCCGCUUCGAGUUCGGCGCGCUGAACCAGGCGGAGGAUCUCGUCGUGAUCGGGAUGGAGCUCUGCGUCCCUCGCACCCUGCACGAGCUGAUCCUCGCCAAGCCCCUCGCCCAGAAGGCGGGGAUGUUGUUCGUGGCCUACCAAACCGCCCUCGCGGUCGCCUUUGUGCACGAGGAGGGGUGCAUUCACCGCGAUGUUAAACUGCAGAACUUCGUUUUUGAUCUGGACGGAAAUGUCAAGCUGAUCGACUUCGGGCUCUCCUGCGAUCAGAUGGAUCCGCUGCCGGGGGAUGUGGUGGCGGGGACGGUCGCCUUUAUGGCCCCGGAAAUGGCCCAUAACGCGCUUUAUCGGGAUAAACGCGUGAGUGUCGGCUCGCCGUCCGAUGUCUGGGCGCUGGGGAUCGUCUGGUUUUCCAUCUUCACGAAGCGGAAUCCCUAUCAUUGGGUGACCACGCAGCCCACGCUCACCACCACAGCGGAGAAAGAUUCGCUUUUGCCAGCAAGGUCGGGGGGCGGGGGGCUAAUCAACCCGAGCGGCACUUCCGCCCACGCCGACGACCCCCAGCGGCAGCAAAAUAAACAACUUUUGGAGUGCGUCGCCGCGGCGGAUUGGCGGUGGCCGGAGGAUUGCACUAUUUCAGAGGAUCUCAAAGAGCUCGUCGAGAGCGUGCUGCGCAAAAACCCUGCGGACCGGCCGACGUUGGAGAUGAUUUUGGAGAUGCCGAUUUGGGAUUGCCGGCGGCGUUCUCCACCGGAGGAUUUGAUGUGCUUUUUAGGCGUGCAAGACGAUUUUCUGCUUGCACACGACGAGGCUCAUUUAAUGCUGGCGGUCGAGCAGCGCAGCGCGGGGGUUUCCGCUUCCCUUAUGCACAGCCGCGCGCAGAGCCCUCUCAAAGGCGGGGAUGGGGGCAGAGAUUUCUCGCAAAUCAACGGGAACGCAAGCUGUUUGACGUCCUCACCGCCCUCAUCGUCGAGAAAAGCCUCACUAAAGGUGGUUUCUAAUGAGGAAUGCGAUGUCGACGGGGUGCCCUUUGUGCAGAUUUACGACGUUCGCGCGAGCACAAGCAAAAAAAGCAAGCCAAUUCGCGAUAUUUCCGUUGUGAUAGCGGAGGAAACAGCGAAAAUGUCUCGCUCGCGGUCUCGUCGAAAUGUGAAAUCGUGUGCAGGAACUGAGAUUGCAAAACCCAUCGCCACCGCCUCACUCUCGCGAGAGAAUUCGGUGAACUCACACAAACGCUCUCUCUCCAAAGCAGCACUAGUAAGCCGCGUUGUGGAGGUGAACGGAUCUCACUCAAACAAAGAGGAAACUAAAAUGGCAGAAGCUAAUGCAUUUUCCGCUGUAAUCAAGCAUAUUUCCCCUCUUACUGAGCGAAACGUAUCCGACGAGACGCACGCUAAGAAGGUGGAAGCUGAGGGUGAAUUCCUUCUUAACCAUCAACAGCUGGAGAGGGAUCCGCUGUCAAGCCUGGAAGAGUCCAUUUCUUUAGUGUGUAGUAGUAGUAGUAGUAAAGGUUGCCGAUCUAGCGAUGAUAUAGUCGUUGAGGUUGACAAAAAAAGUAGUAAUCUGAGUUCUCUGAAUAAUACCAAAACCCCCAUUAAGGGAACUUGCGAGCGGGAGGGAAGUGAACUUCUCGUUAACGAAGAGGCUGAUGUUCAGAUAAAUGGUAUUUAUAUCACCUCACCCCGCGAGUCCGAACGCGAAAGACCGACAAGCAAACGUUCGAGGCAUGAUUCGCUUGAAUCAAAGGCUACUAUGCUUUUGCAUGAUAGGACGCCUCCUAAAGAAGUUCCACCCUCGACAUCGCGUUCCCAGAGCAAAAAACCAUCCCCUGUUGUAGAGCAAACAUCCUCAAAGAAAGGGGGAACUAUUAAUGCUAAGCAACCGUCAACCUCCCGUGAUCGAAGCUCGCGUAGUGAGGAGAUGCCGAUACUCCUUAAGAGGAAGCGACCUUCUGAACUUAUCGAAAGUAAACCUCACGAUCCCUUUCUAAGCGACCGCCGACAGAGCAUACCUCGCGCGGCGGCAAAGAAAAGAUCUUCCCUCUCCAAUAAACCAUUUUUGAAGCCGAGUCCUCGCCUUGCUGCUGCCAUGCGGCGAGAAUUUGAUUAUCACCAGCAUUUGGCUUCCAUGCUGAAGGUGGAGCAUGAAUGGCUUAUAAUGAGCUUUCGUCUAACCAUCGAAGAGGAUCAGGCGCGCUACAACAUCACGUGGUUAGCGGGGGAGCAGGCGAAAUCCGCCACUCACCCUCAUCAUUUCAAAGAACUCGUAGAAGUCACCAGCAAACGCUACGAGAACGGGAUCGUCUGCGAUUCCUGCGAUUACGAGUUCCUCCCGGCAGGGCGGCGGAAGAAGACCCUCCACUUCUUUCACUGCAGCUGCGGGCGCGAUCUCUGCCCGGCGUGUUACGCGAGCUACCUCAAGGCCUACACCUGCCGGUGCUGUGGCAUCCGCCACCCCAACGGGCCGGCGCUGCGGGGCCACCUCAGCCAGCGCCGCUCUCGGCAUUCCCCUGUUACAGCACAGGAGGGGGUUGACCCCCCCCUCUCCCCCCCCUCCCCUCCCCUCCGAGGCCGUUCACGCAAGGGCCCCCAGCCCAGCCCCGGCGGCGACCCGCGCAGCCGCAACAGCCGCAACCCCCCCCGCUGUGACAGCCCCCGUCCCUGUACGGACGAGGCGGGGGCGAUCCCGCAGCGCGGGGAGGCGCCGCCUGAGGGGCCCUGGCGGCCUUUCGCGAAGCUCCGCGCGACGGCGACGCCGGCCCCGCCUUCGGAAACCCGCGAGGCGAUUCUCGGGGGGGAAUGGGUGCGCUUCUUUCAUUUGUACCCGUCGGAGCCCGGGGUGGAGCCCUACGCCUUCGCCUACCACAUCCAGCCCGGGCGCACCGGCGCGGUCUUUUUGAGUGGGGACUUCCCCAUCCACUCCGCGGUUAUUUCGAUGUUGGAGCGGCGGCUUUUGGUCGUGGAAGGGGUCGACGUUGAGAGCGGGGAGGACAACGCGCGGCUGACGACGUUGGUCGCAGCAAAGGCCAAUCCGCAGAUCGCCGGGGCCUUCCGCGCCCUCCAGGCAAUCGAGGCCUUCGACAUCAACGCAAUGAAACAGCGCCGGGCGCCUGGCCCUGUCGCCGUCUAUCAGGCUCCCCGCAGCGCCCACAGCCAUCAUGGCGAUCCCUUUGUCUACCUUCGAUGGUUUCGCUUUAGUGAGGACCGCCAGCUUGCAGCUUUUCUCCUUUCAAAUGGGGGGGUGCAGGUUUUUGUCAACGGCGAGUUCGAACUGCGCUGGUUCGACGAGCAGCAGAAGUUCCUCGUCCGUAGUAAUGGGGUCUGCGAGGUCGUCGGUGAUCGCACCUUCAGCCUCGCCCCCGCGAUUAAUCACCUCCUCUACGAUGCUUUCUAA